Diabrotica balteata is the source of this 5647-nucleotide messenger RNA. The record is from the annotation of a GenBank genome assembly. Lineage: Eukaryota; Metazoa; Arthropoda; Insecta; Coleoptera; Chrysomelidae.
GGAAAAAGGGUGUAAUGUUUAUUUUGAUAAAAUAGUUUAUUUAACCAGAUAAAAUGUUUAAAAAACUCAAAGAAAAAAUUACCGAAGAGGUGAAAAUUUCUCCUCAAAGAUUUGUCGAAUUCACGCAAUCUGUUAGUGAUAGGUUACAAAACAGUUCAACUUCUGAUGACAAUUUUUUCUCGAUAGGAGAAGAUGAUACAAAUACAUCUGUUGAUAGUAACACUCAUGGCUUUUCAAGUGUACAGUUAAUGUCUCCUCAAGAAAGACCAAGAAGAAGUUCAGUAUCUUCACUGGCAAGUGAUAUUUCUUUUCUCCCAAAGUAUGAACCUGGCAGCCUAUACCACUUACAAUCUGACUUGGAUAUCUCUGCAAGUGAAGUUGAGGAUAAUGCUUCAACUGCAUCAUCUCAAUUGGGGCAUCUAACAAAGGAACAGAUAUACUCAGCUUUUCAAAAAUCGCAAAUGCGUUAUCAUAAAUACAGAGGAAGAUACACAGAUUUGUCUAGACAUUAUAAAGACUUAGAAAGAGAUAUAACAAAAAUGAAGAGUGUAUUGGUAGAAACACAAGACAAAGCCAUAAGAAGAGUAACCGAGUUAAAAGAACAGUGUGCCUUAGAACAGAAGGCAAAAGCUCAUCUAGAAAGUGCUUUGAGAGAUGAUCUUGAUGAAAAAAAUUACAAAAUUAAAAGCUUACAAACUAAAAUUGACAUAUUGCAAAAUAAAAGUAAUUCCAACUCCUUAAUAAAUAUUGAAGAAUCCAGCAAUAAUUCAUCCGAAAAUUUAGAAAAUCUAACCAAAUAUCUGAAUGAUUCCAGGAAGGAGAUAGAAACCUUAAAUGCCAAAAUUCAGGAAUUAAAAGCGAAAUCUAUAGUAUUCCAAAGUACCGAACAGGAAUACAAAUCAAAAAUAUCUAACUUGGAAAAAGAGAUAGUACAGUUUUCUGAGAGAGAAAAAGAGAAUAAUCUCAACCUGGCGCAGAAUAAAAUGGAACUUCACAAUGAAAUAUUACUUAAAGACAACGAAAUGUCCAAUUUAAAACGUGAUAAUGAAGUGUUAAAAAAUAAAUUAGAAUCUAUGGAAGCAGAAAAUAAAACCAGUAGUAAUCAAAAAUUGGAAAAUUUGCAAAACCAAAAUAAAAGAUUAAUUGAAAAGGUCGAAUCACUUACCCAAAAAUGUAAUAACCUGGAAAGUGAAUUAUUGAAAAUGGAAACCUACAAACAAGAAAUCAAGAAUGUAAAAGACAAAGAUGAAGAGCGAAGAAACGAGAUAUUCCAGUUGGAAAAAGUGAAAGAUCAACUAACAAAAAGUAAUUCGGAACUUAAUGAAAGCCUAUUAAAAGAAAGAGAAAGUUAUGAGAAACAAAUCUCUCAACUCCGGGAAGAUGCCAAAAAAGGGCUCAUAUCUUUAGAACCUAAAAUUAGGGAAAAAAUUGAGAGUGAAUUUAAUUUAAAGGAGUCAGAACUUCAACAAGAGUUUUCUAAGAAAAUUGAGGAAUUAACUUCUAGCAAUAAUACUACUAAAGAAAUUCAAGUGCAGCUUAUUGAAAAAGACACAAUUAUAAAAAAUAUCACUGAAGAAUUAAAUGAAACUAAAUCAGUAUUAUCAAGUAAGACCAACGCGUAUGAGGAAUUAGAAAAAAAUCACUUGGAAUUGAUAGAAAACUGUGUAGAUCUACGCCACACGAUAUCCAACUUAGAGAAAGACAAAAUAACCUUAGAUGCUCAAGAAGAAAAAGUAAAACGACUUGAACAACACAUUAAAACCUUACAGGACCAAUUAGAAAUAUCAGAAGGAAAUUAUCAAAAAGCCGAAAAGGAAUUAAGCAAUAUUAAACAGGCUUUACAUAACACUAAUGAACAGUUGAGGUUGGUAGAAGAAAGAAAUAAGGCUAUGGAACUACAAUCUUCUGAUAGUGACCACCUUCUUAAAAGCUUUGAAGAGGAGAAAAGUUAUUUAAUGAGACAGUUUGAACAGAUAAAACAAGAAUUAAAUAAAUCCAUUGAAGUUAAAAAUGGAGAAAUUAAACAGCUACAAGCAUACCUGAUAGAGGCAAAAGAAAAGAGUUCUGAGUUUACUGAAAAACACUCAAAACUAGAAAAGGAACUAUUGGAAUUUCAAGAACAAAUAAGAUUACUAGAAGAAAAACAAAUAGCCGAGGAUGUAGCCAGAAACGAGACCCAGUUGCUUAACUUAAAACUGGCUCAUCUGGAGGAUACUAAUUCCAAGAAUAGUGAGAGAUUUACGGAACAAUGCAAUAAUUUAUCAGAAGAACUUACUUCAAUAUGUAAAGAGUUAAAAUUAAUAGAUAGCGACGAAGAUUUUAAUGAUUUUGCAAAUGCUGAACUAAUGGCAAAGCUUAAUGUUAUGAAAGAUAUGUGUAAGAAAAAAGAGGAAUUUUAUACAGAUCUUCUUACACAAAACUCCAAGUUAUCAGAAGAGAAUAAGUCUAAGACACAAGAGCUUGAAAAUCUUCAAAGAGAAGUCACUAGUAUACACAGUAGCCACAAAGAAUUUAAUACAAAUAUAAAUACUUUAGAAGGUGAAUUAAAUCACAGUAAAAACUUGAUACAAGAAAAGGAAUAUCUCAUUAAAAACCUCAUGGAACAAUCUCAAGAAAAUCACAAUAGAAUAGACCAACUAGAGCAUCUUUUACAAGAAGAAAGAAUCAAGACCGCUAAGUUGUUAUCAGACGUCUCCAUAUUAGAAUCGAACUUAAGAGAAUUUGAGGAAAAAUAUAGAUUGCUGGAAGAAAAAUCAAAAUUAUUGGAAGUAACUGAAUCAGAAUACGGUAUUUUAGAGCUAAAGCUCCAAAAAAUGGAAGUUGAAAACCAACAAUUGUCAGAUAUGCUCGAAAAACAAAACACUUCGGUUGAAAAAACUAACAAAGAGCAUCUUGAAAGUUUAUCAGUUGUUAAAAAACUGGAAUCAAUAAACCUAGAAUUACAGAAAACAUAUGAAGAUAAAAAUGUCGUUGUUCAAGAUCUGAAUGAGCAAAUUAAAAAGCUAGAAGGAACAAUAAAUGAAUCUGAGAACGCUAAAAAAGUUGUGUUGCAAGAACUAGAAGACAUUCGAAUUAUAAAACUCACAGCUUAAAGCUGAGAAUGAAGCCAAAGACACAGAUAUUACAAAACUGUCUUCAGAUGUCGCCCAUUUACAUGCGACGGUUAAAAAACAAUCAGAAGAAUUUAAUAAUUUGCUUGUUGAUACACAAAAAUUAGAUGUUAUGGUAGAAAAUAUUAAAAGGGAAAAUGUUGAGGCUAUACAAAGAGAAAAAGCCUGCCAAAACGAAUUGAUUAUACAAGUAAAUGGAUUAGAGUCCCAAUUGGAAGAUAAAACUUCUAAACUUGAAGAACUGGCUAACAGAGUUUAUACAUUAGAAAGCGCUUGUAAAGCAGAAGAAGAAAAAUGUAAAAUAAAAUCUGCAGAGGUUGAAAAGUUCACAAAAGAAAUAAAAAGUAAAACUGCUGAAAUGAAAAUUAAAGAUCAAGAAAUUUACAUAUUAAAAGAAGAAAGGGACAGUGUACUCGAAGAAAUAAACGCUCUAAGGGGGGAAAUAGUGGAAUUAAAUCAACAAAUCUCCCAUAGAGGAAACCUGGAUACGCAGUUAGUUCAUUCAGAGAGUGAAAGAGAAUUAUUACAGGCAGAAAGGGAGAAAUUCAAGGAAGAAGUUACAGAACUAAACAUCAGAAUCCAACAACUUUCCAUGGACAAUAGAAAUGUUAUCGAAGAAAACCAAACCCUCUCCCAAGAGAAAGAAGAGUUAAAAUUGUCUUUAGAGUUUUUAAAGGAACAACAAUCUAAGGGACCAAAUACAGAUUACCUGGACAGAGAGAAUAAAUCUUUACUAGAUAAUAUACAAGAUCUUACACAUAAGCUAAAUACACUAGAAACUGAAAAUGUAAAACUCAAAAGCGAGAAAACGACGUCAGAAAACAAUGGAUCCGAAAUAGCAAAAAUACAAGAAGACUUUUAUGAAAUUAAAGAAAAAUGUGAUAACCUUUUUAUAGAAAAUAAGAAUCUAAAACAAGAAUAUAAUAAUUUAGAAGAAAAAUGUGCUGGAUUUGGUAAAAUAAAAGAAAAAUUGGAAGCCCAAAUAAGCGAGUCUGAAAGCCAUUACAAUGAUCUUCUUAGAGAAAAACAGCUUUUAGAAGAUGAGAUACAAGAACUGAAAACUUCUCCCGUAAAUUGCAAUAGUAAUUCAUCAAGAUUGGAUAAUUUAGAAACGCUCAAGAAAGAACAGGCAUUUUUAAGCGAAGGUGAAAAGCAGCAUUAUGCAAAGGAGAUAGAUAUUUUAAGAGAAAAACUGACUAAAUACAAAUCAUUAGAUCUUACCAACAAAAGUUCAAUAGAAUUUUACGAAAAUGAACUGCAGAAAUUGAAAAACCAAAAUGAUAAGCUAAAUAGAAAAUUAGAUGAGACCAUUGUGACCCUUAACCACUGUGCUGAGCUUUCUACUUCAACGGAGGUAGAAUAUCUGAAAAAUGUUUUGUACAAUUAUAUGUUGGGCAAGGAGAGUUUGGUAUUAGCGAGGGUGAUAGCGGCCGUUUGUAAAUUUGAUCCUCACCAGACUGAACUGAUCUUGCAGAAAGAACAACAGAAGCAGACUUUGUUGGGGCACUUGGGGCUUAUUUAACAUUUAGAAGAUGAGUAUUUUAGGAAGCAUGCUAAAAUCUGAAGUUAUUACUAGCCCAUAGGGCUACGACCUAACCCCAAGAGACGAUAAAAAUGUCAAAAAGGCUAUAAGAUUUGAAGAGGCAAUACUAACACUGUGCAAAAAGCACUUUAAAAGAUACUAAGAACACAAAUUAUGAAUCACUACUUUUCUCUAAGAUGUUGUGACGUCCUUUCAUUCAAGCAUUCCAUUUCAAAAUUCUUUUAAUUUAAAUAACCACUUAGUAUUUACAUCGGCACUGAUGCUUACUACUGCAUUUCAUAAUUUAUUAAUCUAGUUUUUGAGUGUUAGUGACAGAAUUGAUUUCAACUGUAAGUGGAGGUACAUUACCAUAUCAUAAUUUUAGAGUUUGUUGUGAUCGAAAUAUCUUUUGUAAAAUAUAUUUUUUAGUACAAGCACUCUAUAUUAGUUGUUGCUAACAUAAUAUAAUUAUGUAGUUUAUAUAGUAUGCAAUACAAAUUUAAUUUUCCUUUGCAACAAACUUAAAGUGCUUAUGUACUUUCUAUAUAUUGAUUUGACGCAGUGGAAUUUUGAGUAAUAUAAGAUAUCACAAAUCUCUGUGUGGAAAAGUGCUGAUGUACUUGACUUAUUCGCAUUUUAAUCCGUUUUAGAUAUCGUAAUAAUAAUUAAAAUUAGCUCAAAUAAUAUCCAAAUUUCAUUUUUCCUAAUAAAAAGAAACUUUUAUUGAAGUAAUAACUCCUAGUGUAAUUGGUAUAUUUGUAAAAUUACUAAAAUAAUGAAAUUAUCCAAAAGGAUUAUCGGUGAAAUCUGCAAGCAAUUAAUCCCACUUUAAUAUAAUGAACAAAAGUAGUAAAAUUUUGACUGUUAAUCUAAAAAAAUAUGUGUGAUCACUUACUUGAGCAUUUUUAAGCAAGAUUACUUACUUGAGCAUUUUUAAGAAAGAUUACUUACUUGAGCAUCUGCAAAAAAGCCACUUACAAAACUGUAUUUUAAAAGUGGUAAAAAUUAAAAUUAA